Molecule: messenger RNA, 1131 nt
Organism: Fraxinus pennsylvanica
Lineage: Eukaryota; Viridiplantae; Streptophyta; Magnoliopsida; Lamiales; Oleaceae
Source: the annotation of a GenBank genome assembly
AUGGCCACCGACUCCAGAUCUGAAGCCACUGCCGCCAAUGGAACCGAAAACCCUGUUCCUUCUCCAACACCAUCACUUCAAUCCACCCACAAAAUCGCCUUGAUCACAGGCAUUACUGGCCAAGAUGGCUCCUACUUGACCGAAUUUUUGCUUAACAAAGGCUACGAAGUACAUGGCCUUAUUCGCAGAUCCUCCAAUUUCAACACCCAACGGAUCAAUCACAUCUAUAUUGAUCCCCACAAUGCCCACAAGGCCCGGAUGAAGCUCCACUAUGCAGACCUCACUGACGCCUCCUCCCUCCGCCGCUGGCUUGAUAUCAUCCAGCCUGAUGAGGUUUACAACCUUGCCGCACAGUCCCAUGUCGCAGUUUCUUUUGAGAUUCCGGAUUACACCGCCGAUGUAGUGGCUACUGGGGCUCUUCGUCUUCUGGAGGCGGUCCGGUCCCACAUAUCCGCCUCUGGAAGAUCUCAUAUUCGGUAUUACCAGGCGGGUUCGUCUGAGAUGUUCGGAUCCACUCCUCCACCGCAGACGGAGUCGUCUCCGUUCCACCCCCGGUCCCCUUACGCGGUUUCUAAGUGCGCCGCCCAUUGGUACACUGUCAAUUAUCGCGAAGCGUAUGGAAUUUUUGCGUGCAAUGGGAUUCUGUUCAACCAUGAGUCCCCCAAGAGGGGCGAAAACUUUGUGACCCGGAAGAUCACCCGGGCAGUGGGGCGGAUCAAGAUCGGAUUACAGAGCAAGCUCUUCCUGGGGAAUUUGCAGGCCUCGAGAGAUUGGGGUUUCGCGGGUGACUAUGUUGAAGCAAUGUGGUUGAUGCUACAGCAAGAAAAACCGGACGACUACGUGGUGGCAACCGAAGAAUCUCACACGGUGGAGGAAUUCUUAGAGGUAGCGUUUGGGUAUGUGGGAUUGAAAUGGAAGGAUCAUGUAGUGAUUGACAAGAGGUAUUUUAGGCCGGCAGAAGUGGAUAAUUUGAAAGGGAUUGCAAGCAAGGCCAAGAAAGUACUGGGAUGGAAACCCAAAGUAGGAUUUGAGCAGCUUGUGAAAAUGAUGGUGGAUGAAGAUAUUGAAUUGGCUAAAAGAGAGAAAGUUCUUGUUGAUGCUGGCUAUAUGGAUGCCCAACAACAGCCUUGA